CAACUCAAAGCCUAAAUUCACGUCACAUUUUCAUUUCCUAGAUAUCGCAGGGUUAUACUAACUGAGCAUGAGUUGGCCCCUGGCGUGGACUCAGUAGCUGCUUAAACACCUUGACCCGUGUCUUAUUAAGAGGGCCAGUGAGACCAAAUGGAUCCUGCAUUUCAGUCUGGAGAUUCCCAGCAAACAUUAUUUGAUGAAGCAACCACAGGUGAAGUUCGAAAGAUUUUGCAGCCGAGCUCAGAGAAUGAUGCAAAGCUUCAGGAGCUGAAGACGUUCCUUAUUGACUGGAUCAACAAUGAGUUAAAGGAGGAACAUAUUGUUGUGCAAAGCCUGGAAGAGGAUCUCUUUGAUGGUUUAAUUCUUCAUCACAUUUUACAGAAAAUGGCAAACAUCAAAAUAGAAGUGGAAGAAAUCACAUUAUCUUCUAUCAACCAGAAACGGAAGCUGGGAGUGAUACUGGAAGCCGUGUCUUCACAUCUGCAACUGGAGGAAAGCCAGCUGAAGUGGGACGUGAACUUGAUCCACAGUAAGGACCUUCUUGCCACACUACAUCUGCUUGUUGCCCUAGCCUGUCAUUUUCAGCCUGAUCUACCUCUUCCUUCCAAUGUGUCUGUAGAAGUCAUUGUUGUAGAGCCAACAAAAACUGGAAUGAAGACAGGAAAAGCUAUUGAAUUUGUUACCCAAAACAGCAACAAAGAUGCGGCUCCCAAGAAGGAUGGAUUUGAUCAACUUUUUGAACUUAAUCCAGAUAAAGUAAAUGAUGUUAAACAGGCAAUGCUGAAUUUCGUGAAUAAGCAGUUGGUCAAUCUGAGUCUCACGGUGACAGAUCUUGAUUCUCAGUUAGCUGAUGGGGUCAUUCUCCUGCUGUUGAUUGGACAACUUGAAGGCUAUUUUAUAAACCUAUCUACAUUCUUCCUGACACCCGAAUCACACAAUGACAAGCUUCACAAUGUUUCACUUGCCUUGGACCUUCUCACGGAAAGUGGGAUCUUACAAAACCCUGUUGAACCUAUAGAGAUUGUGAAUGGAGAUUUAAAACCCACCCUGCGAGUCUUGUACAGCCUGUUCCUCAAACAUAAAAAAGCCUCAAAACCUUCUUGAAGAUGGAUUUGGAUAAAGUCUCAUCAGAUCAUAUGAUGCCGACUAUGAGAUGUUCUUAUGUCUUUUCAUUUAAAAUGUCCACAUUUUUUUUAUUUUUAUAAAACACAUGGGAGAUGAUGAUUUCCUUCAAGAGAUGGAAAGACUGUUACAGGGGAUAAUGAAUGAGCAGAUACAUAAAAUAUAUUUUGUUGUUAGACCAAGUAGGACAGCAGCUGUGCAGCGAGCAACCUCUUAAUAUACUCUAAUACAAAGAAAAUAAAUCUAUUUUACUCCCA
Bufo bufo (common toad) is the source of this 1376-nucleotide messenger RNA. RefSeq names its product parvin gamma (gene PARVG). The record is from RefSeq and is a predicted model, not a curated record. The transcript has 13 exons. Gene Ontology annotation, biological process: establishment or maintenance of cell polarity; substrate adhesion-dependent cell spreading; cell projection assembly. Gene Ontology annotation, molecular function: actin binding. Lineage: Eukaryota; Metazoa; Chordata; Amphibia; Anura; Bufonidae. Gene Ontology annotation, cellular component: actin cytoskeleton; focal adhesion; cytoplasm. The coding region runs from base 148 to 1101 and encodes 317 amino acids.